Molecule: messenger RNA, 2856 nt
Organism: Cavenderia fasciculata
Lineage: Eukaryota; Evosea; Eumycetozoa; Acytosteliales; Cavenderiaceae
Exons: 4
Coding region: 1-2856 (951 amino acids)
Biological process (GO): proteasome-mediated ubiquitin-dependent protein catabolic process; regulation of proteolysis
Cellular component (GO): cytoplasm
Molecular function (GO): ubiquitin protein ligase binding
Source: RefSeq, a predicted model, not a curated record
AUGAUAUCAUUUUUAUACAAUAACGAUAGUAGUAUAUUUGAAUCAAAAAGACAACAACUACGACAAAUGGAAGACGACGAUUUUUCCCCAAGUGGAUCACCAAUUAAUAGUACAAUCGAUCAAAUGGGUGAUUCACUGAUGGAUAUUGAUCCUUCAACCGAGCAAGAGCAUAUUGUAUUCUGUAUUGAUCUAGAUGAAGAGAUUAAUUCAAUAUUCAAAGCUUCUGGUCCUCGACUCGAUCAUAUAAAAAAGGCAUUGUCAUUGUUUGUCAGAAGUAAACUCAUCACAGAUCCAACCACAAAGUUUGCCAUCUGUACUCUUCGUGUGUCGGCAAUCUCUGUUUUGGACUUUACAAGUGACUUUAAUGAAAUUAAAUCAAAAAUAGAUUCUUUAAAACCUGGUGGUAGAUUUAAUGCUUUUGAUAUGACUACUUUAUUUGAUAAAAUGGAAACUAAAUUUAAAAUAUUAUCAGAGACUAAAGGAUUAAAGAAUGUUGUUGUUACACCUGGUAGCUUAAGCGAUAGUUCCAAUUCAUCGAUUACUCAACACCAUCAACACAACAACAAUAAUAGACACUGGAGUUUAAGAACUAUAUUUAUAUAUUCUCGAUCAAGUAUUGUUCCAAUGUAUUUGGGUGGAUCAAAGAGUCUCGAUUUUUUAAAAUCAUUUAAUAAUUUUCAUUUUGAAUCUGUUUAUAUGUAUCAUAGUUAUCAUACUGAUCAUUCAAAGAUUGUAGAAUCAAUUAAUCAAGCAACAAAAGGUGGAUCAAGUUUAGCAAAGAUAUCAGAUCAAUCAUCGAUUAGAAAGUUUUAUUAUUGUUUUUUGGGAAUCUUGUACGUUCCACCACAACUGAGACCUACAACACCAAAGUAUCAAAGAUUCCCAGUCGGCCUCAUCAACGAGAAUCUGUAUCGUCUAGGACCGUGGGCAAAGAAUGCAAACACUGGCACAAUGCCCAAGCCAGCUGGUAACAUUAAUAUUUUACAGGCACCAUUUGUUCCCAUCCAAGGUUUGCAGCCACACCAACAGCCACAGAUUCACAAUCCACAACAAAUCAUACUCCAAAUCCAGGCACAACAACAAAACCUCCAACUCAUUUUACAACAACAACAACAGCUUUUGCAAAAUCAGCAACAAGUUGCCCAACAACAACAACAAGUCGUACAAGCUCAACAGGCUCAACAAGCUCAACAACAACAACAAAAUCAACAAGCACAACCUGUACCUCAACCAAAUGUACAACCUGCAGUCGCAGCAAAUGCAGCAGCAGUUCAACCAGUAGUAGUAGCAGCACAACCAGCUCCAGUAGCAGCACAACAACAAAAUCAACAAGCAGCGGCCGCUCCAGUUCAACAACCUGCAGCCCAACAACAACAACCACAAGCUCCAGCUCAAGUUAGUGUACAACCUGUAGCUAUUGUAGCUCAAAAUAAUAAUAAUGUAAAUCAAAAUGUAGAUAACCAACAACAACAACAACAACAACAACAACAACAACAACAACAACAACAACAACAACAACAACAACAACAACAACAACAACAACAACAAGAUGAACCAAUGAUUGAAGAUAUACCCGAAAAUACUAAUAAUAAUAAUAACCAACAACAACAACCAAUACCUGUAACUAAUCAACCAGCUCCUCCUCCACAACCAGUAGUAGCAGUUCAACCAGUCCAACCAGCUCAACCAGCUCAACCAGCUCAACCAAUACAACCAAUUCAUCAAGCAGCAAUUCAUUUCCAACAACAUCCAGGAACCAUUACAGUACCUGUUGUAUAUUAUCCAAUGGUUCAUUUUAUUCAAAAUCCAGCAGCAGCUGCAGCUGUUGGACAACAAAACGUUUUCUUUAAUGCUGCUGCCGGAGGAGGUGAAGGUGGUAUAUUAUUCGAAUACCCAAUGAACAAUAACAACAACAAUAGCUACCACUCAAAUAACCAAUCACCAAUCAAAUCAUCGAAGGAUGACGAAUCAUCGUCUUGUUCUUCGGGCUCGAUCAUACCCAGCCUCGGCAGCAUGAUGAAGCAAUACAUCAAUAAUGAGCAAUUCAGCGAUGUUGCAUUCCUUUUAAAGAACAAUGACGAUGUUUCCUAUGAACGUAUCUAUGGACACAAAGUCAUUCUAUGUGCUCGAUCCAAGUAUUUCAAAACACUUUUCACAAAUGGGAUGAGAGAGAGUGAAGCAGAAGGUGCUAUCAGACUAUCCAAUGUCACCAAGGAUGUAUUUUUGGCACUACUCUGUUACCUCUACACAGAUGAUCUCGUUGCCUCUGACUAUUAUAAUAUCAUUGGUACAAAUAUUCAACCUCCUUCUCCAUUGGUCAGCAGUAGCAGUAGCAGCAGUACAACCACUACAACUUCAACCACCACCACAACCACAACCACAACAACUACCACUACUAACAACAACAACAACAACAACAGCAAUGGUAGUCAAUCACCACCACCACCAACACAAAGAUUUUCAUCUUCACUUCUUACGGAAUUACUCAUAUUGGCAAAUCAAUACAUGCUCGAUGGUCUAAAGAUAAAGUGUUGCAAUUUGAUUGGCGAGACAUUGUGCGAAAACAAUCUCGUCUCUCUUAUGGCUCUUGCCAGUCUCCACGAAGCCGUUGAGCUCAAGAACGCUUGCAUCUACUACUUUUACACCAAUUUGCCAGUUUUGUUGCGUGGUUGCUUCGACUCUGAUACCAACUCUCCCAAUAAAUCGUGUGAGAGUCUUGGAUAUCUUAUAGUAGACUACUUUAGCAAGGUUUCAAAAUUGAGUUCCUCCGACGGAAAAUCAGAUGACAAUGCUAGUAAUUCAAAUCCAGAAAUUAGUCAAAGAAAUUUUGAAGAAUUGGUAUCAUUAUUUAAUUAA